ACAGAAAUAUUUCGCCUCGUUGUCAGUCGGGACUCUGCCUCUCUUGAUCGUGCCGUUUUUUUGUCGCAUUUCUCGCGAAAAUGAUGUUUUCGGUCGAAAAACCGACGAUUUCGAAGCGCUGUUUACCGGCCCGUCUCUAAGACCAGUCGAUGGUGUUUUCCAACUGUUUCACCGGCUACAUCGUCGCACUGUCACCAAGAAACAUGUGAAUUGGUCCCUUGUCGAGUUUGACGAUUGCCAAAGUAGGAGAUUUGUGUUGAAAGAUACGUUUUUUGGUGUUUUUUCUUUUGUUGGUUAAUUGUGAAUUGUUGUUCCUUUUGGUGCUCGCUAGGAUUUUAAUCAAAGGACCCCGAGAGAUUAUAGUUAUAGGCAACUACUGGUGCUAAACUGGCGAUACACAAGAACUUUGUAGAACAGAACAAAACAAAAUGGCAGCUGGAACGUGUUUAACUAAUGCAGCUUCUGUGGCCUGGAUCCUGACUGUUUUCUUUGCCGUUGCGAAAGGGGGAUGCACCUUCAACAAGACUUGGAGCGGAAGGUGGUUUCAAAGUGGGUUACAAAAUCUGGUUUUCAUUAAUAGCACACACAUAGAGACCAAAGGAGAGUGUUUCGAAAAUCAAGCUGAUAAAUAUUUAGUGUAUAAUAGACAAGACAACUGUUAUCGCUGUUUAGCUAUUCAUGAAAAAUUCACCGGAGUACUUCAAUAUAAGGAAUCAAUAUGCGAAGAAAAGAAGGGUUCCUUAAGCGAAAUAUGUAGUUCGAUGUUGGGCGAUGACCCAUUGCAUACAAUGUUUCGGAAAUAUCCUGAGACAAAAUCCAUUCCAUGUCCUUUCAAGAGUGCUCCAUUCACAUUCAGCUACAGCAGAGGGGCCGGCGAAUGUUCUAAUCCUCCUAGCAAAGCCGAAAGCUGUACCGACGAUUCCAGAAUCGUUUUCAAAUAUCAGGCCUGUCCUGAUGUGCCCUCAACAGAAAGUAACGUUGAAGAAUUGGUGUGUCUGGCCACAUGGAAAGAAGGAUCUACAAGGUAUCUCAUUGGAAAAAUAUCACAGGGUAAUAGAAGAAAUCUCAUAACCGAUGAAGACCAAUACCGUUGUUUCAUCUAUCAGAGAGAUAAAAGCAAUGACAAAACCACUUACAGCAUUGCUCAAUCUGCGGAUGCAACUUGUACAGGAAUAAUUAACUCUUACGAAGGAAGCAAAACAAUGAAAUUAACAACAGUCGAUAACCAUCACAAUCGCUGCAAAUUUCCUAAAUGGAUUACCGAUCAUCAUACGUGGCUUAGUUUGGAUCAUAAAAAGAUCUACAAGUUCACACAACGUAACGCAACGUUGAAAAUAGUGGACGAGGUGAUACCAAAACCUAAGAGGCCCAUAAGACCUAACUUCAGUUUGGGCUCCCAGAGCACGGCUUUUGGGUAUGAGGAAUUUGGUUUCGAGAGUCAAGAUCAAAGAAGGUCAGACGGAGAAAUGAGAGUAAUAUGCCACGGAAUUUUGGAGUCCCAAGAUCAAAAAAGGGUGCAGAUUGUGGCUCACAUAACCUCGGGAUGCGAUAGCGGUUAUGUCUGCAUGGUUUUCCACAAGAGAGAUACCAACGUCAUUGAGAUACAACAAACCAGUGAAUUCGAAGAAAACCCUGAUGAUGCUUGUAGAAAAUUCAAUCCUUCUACAACUCUCUUCACUACACUAGUUACGACCACUCUGCACACAAAGAAAUGUCCCCAUUUUGGAAGGUAUAAGGUUCCUCCGAAAGAAGAACUCCCCGAAGAACGAAGAAAGAAAAGGGAACAGUCAGAUUCACAGGGAUCAGAAUUAACGCCUGAAUGUUUGUCGCAAGACUACGAGACAUUGACUGUAGGUUGUACGAAUCAACACGAGAUGGAAUUCAAAUCAGGAUGUAAUCAGCAGAUGCCAAAUGCCUAUUCCUGUCAUGGAAGCUGGAACGAAAAUAGCUUAAAUUUCAUAAUAGCCACUCCAGUUACAAGCAAGAAGUCAGUGAUGGGUGAGCCAAUCCGGUACUGUUUCAUCUACACUUUGGGAUACGAUUCCCCAUCACAUCAAGCCCACGGGGACCACCGCCUGGUCCAGGACAAACAGAAUUCGGACCAAGCAUUUCUUAAGUUGUCCAGAGUCACUGACAGCUGUCAUAGGAUUGUUGUGCCCGGGUUCGGAAACUGGGCUUACAAUUUCACCAAUACCGGAGCUUGCAAAGCAGCUGAUCAAACAAACUCAGGCAUAACAACAAUGCCAGCAUAUGUCUUGCUACUGACCACAAUUUGUCUCAUUUUGAACAUGAGAUGAUGAACAGAACUUGCAUCAAUUUCGUUCGGUGUCUCAGAUGAUUCAUUAUUUUAAGGAGGAAUUUUUCAAUGAUUGAUGACUGUCAAUAAUGUUUCUCGAUCUGUGAAGCACUCUAUUUCAAAGAGUUUUUUUUUCGUUUCGUACAUCGUGGGAGUGCAUCUCGGUUUGUUGGCUUAUUGGACUCUUAAUGAGCUGACAAAUAUCCUGUAACAGGUGUUGAUUUUAAAUUGGCCAGAUGUUACUUGGGACUGUGUAUCAGUUUGUUUUUAUCAAGAUGCAGGAUGAACGGAUUUUCGUAUACUUGAAAUUAUCCUAGAGCUUGGAAACGUACAACGAAAUCUUUUUGUCUUCACUUCAGUCUCUGUCAUAUAAACAAAGUAAGAAGAAAUUAAAACGAGAAGAGUAGGGAAUAGCGAUCAAGUUUGUUAUGAUAAUGCUCGAUAUUUAGUUUUACAUUAUUUCCUAAAGAUUAAUAAUCUGUGAUUUAGAACGGAAAAACGGGCGGCUAAUUUAAAAAAUACGCUGAUUAUUUAUUUACACGGAGGUCAUGGAGCAUGAGGAUUAUUUUCAAUGUAACCUUGUAAAUUUGUAUUACUUAGAUGUUGCUCCCUUUUAUCAGAAACGAAUAUUCUAGAGAUAAUUCUAAAUGAUAAAAAAAGAGUGAAUGGAUAUUAGUUAGGAAAUAUUUAUAACCUCAGCGAACCCAUUCAACACAAAUGUCUUUUUCUCGCAUAUGAAUCAUCUUGUGUUGUACUUAAAACAUAUUUUAGCUUGAAAGGACAUGAAAAGACUGUAAAAAAAAGGAAUUGUCCUGAUUUCCUAAAAACAUUUUCUUUUAGAGUGGUAAAACUGGGAUUUAAUAUGAAAUGAAAUUAAGAAGGUAUAAAAGUAAGUGAAAAAGAUCUAUUUUACCAAGAAAAUUAUGUAUAUAGACCAGAAAAUUUUAGAUUUUAACGAAUGUUGACUAUUGGAAGGGAAUUAAUUCGAUAAGGACUGUUUUUAGUGGAUUUCUCGCUCCUUCAGUAAUUCUUUCCUUUGUGAUACAUCUUCGGGAAAAAAUAUGAAAUUUUGAGAUGAAAGGUUAUUAUAAAAAAUACGCACCAAAGUGUGUGUGUCGUUUUAACAAUUCAAGACUCUUUUUGAAAGUUUAAUAUAUUUGUGGAUAAGAUAUGUUGAAACCUCUUGUAUAUUAUCUGUAUAUAUCUGUUUAUAGAUGUUUUCUUUUAUCUAUUUAUCAAUGUGUAAAAACACUAUUCUUUUUUGAUUCGAGAACUGUUGGAAAAAAGGAAGAAUAUCUUCGAAGGUUCAUUUCAGCUAUUCUCGUUAUCCAUAAUUUCCUGUGAUUUUUUGCAGCUUUGACUCGUACGAUACAUAAGCCAUUGUUCAAUGUAGCUGAUACCAAAUCUCAAGUCAUUUGUUUCACAGGCUUCUUAAUUGUUUCAUCCUCAGAUCUCUAUGUAAAAAACAAAUGGGUAAGACUGGCGUUGGUUUCAGCUAUGUCGAUGCGUACAUUAGAGAAUAUUAUUAUUAAUUGCCCUUGAACAAACAGUGUGUCCAAUUAAGCUUGACCUUCAUACAAUUUUAUGAUUAUAUUUUUGAAAAAACAA
Messenger RNA from Coccinella septempunctata (seven-spotted ladybird), 3904 nucleotides. RefSeq lists its product as uncharacterized. The coding region runs from base 429 to 2297 and encodes 622 amino acids. The transcript is spliced from 11 exons. Lineage: Eukaryota; Metazoa; Arthropoda; Insecta; Coleoptera; Coccinellidae. The record is from RefSeq and is a predicted model, not a curated record.